CCUCUUGACCUUGACCCCUGGAGUCACCCCUGCGACCUUGACCCCUGGAGUGACCUCUUGACCUUGACCCCUGGAGUGACCCCUACCACCUUGACCCCUGGAGUGACUUCUUGACCUUGAGGAUGCGUUGCUCCACGCUGCUGGCCAUCAUGACGGUGGUGCUGCUGUACCUGGUGAUGGGGGCGCUGGUCUUCAGCGCCCUGGAGACGCCCACGGAGAAGGCCAAUCACGCCCAGCUCUUCUACUCGCGCCGGGACUUCCUCCACACGCACAACUGCGUCCUCUCAGACAAGCUGCAGGACUUUAUACAGGAUGUGGUGAGCGCCACUAAAUCGGGCGUGGACACAGGCAGCACGUCCCUCAACUACACCAGCCGAUGGAACUUCCACAACGCAUUCUUCUUCUGCGGAACCAUCAUCACUACAAUAGGUUUUGGGAACCUGUCCCCCAUUACGGACUGGGGGCAGCUGUUCUGCAUCUUCUACGCCCUGGUGGGCAUCCCCAUGUUUGGCAUCAUGCUGGCGGGGGUGGGCGACCACAUGGGCACCAUGCUGAGGAGGGCAGUGGGCAACAUAGAGACACUCUUCCUGAGGAAGGCAGUGAGGCCCACCCACGUGCGCAUCAUCUCGGCGGUGUUCUCCAUCCUGAUUGGCUGUGUUAUCUUCCUUGGCGUGCCCACGCUGGUCUUCAAGGAAGUGGAGCAGUGGUCUUGGCUGGAGGCCAGCUACUUCGUCGUCAUCACCUUGACAACCGUGGGUUUCGGAGACUACGUCGCAGAUGACCAGAGGAGCGGGCCGUUCAUGUAUAAGCCUCUGGUGUGGUUGUGGAUCGUGUUCGGCCUGGCCUACUUCGCAUCAGUACUCAACAUGAUCGGAAACUGGCUCAGGGUGCUCUCUAAGAAGACACGCGCAGAGAUGGAGGAGUUGAGGGCCUACGCCACCGACUGGUCCCAGAACAUCCAGAACAUGUCCGUGGACUUCCGCAUCCCCGUCCCGCUGGACCUGAACCUGAACGAGCAGCUGCAGCAGCUCCAGCGGCGCCGCAAGAGGAAGAGGGGCCACAGGCGACACGGCGAUGCCCAGCCGCGGUGCACCAAGCUGGGCUACAUCGUGCCGGGCAUCGGGGGGCCCCUGGAGGGCGCCGAGGGCAUACGCAUCAACGGCCACGUCUUCCACAACUGGAGUGAGGCCAGGACGGUUCUGGAGAAGAUGCUGGAGCUGGAGGUAACCGCAGGCUCCAUGUCCAGGCUAGAGAUCCCCCAACCCCAACAAGCCACCGUGUCCAGAGCCGAGUCCAGGACCGGAUCCAGAACCGGCUCGAGGUCGGGCUCCAGGGUGCCCUCGCGGCCCGUGUCUAGGUCCGGCGAGGCAAUGUCGCUGUCUGGUCUUGGGCUUCAGGGGUCCAGGAGGCCGUCUGUUGUCGUAGUGGCGUCGGAUUCCGGUUCCGGAGAAUCCAGCUCCAGCUCCUCCUCCUCAUGGUCCGAUUCCAAGUCUGAGCCCGAGGAUGCGGUGGGCUCCAACGAGAGCGGCUCCAAUCGCUCGCGGGGAAGCGCCGCCCGUUCCCAGAGUGAUGGCCACGGUCGGCGAACGGCGUCCAGGCCCCCAGCAGCGGCGGCAGGCAGGCCGGAAACCAGCACUCCCACUACCAUGGCGACCGUGGUAACCAUGGCAACAACCUCAACAGCAGGCUCGGCGGAGGAGGAGGAGGAGGUGUCUAAUGGAAGAGGAGGAGGAAGAGGAGGUUCUGGUCGAAGGUCUUCGGCAUCAUCAGACGUCUCUGUCUUGGUCUCGGUCUCCAUUCCGGUUCCAGUUCCUGCGGUGACUGUGGAGGUCAGUACGCCCCCGCCGCCGCCGCGUCCCUCGCUGCUGGACUUCUUCGGGGAGAACCUGGCGUACAUCGACGAGUCCUCCGACACGCUGAGCGACGUGGGUAGCCGGACGCCGGGGCCGGGCUGCGGACCAGGACCAGGGCCAGCCAAGCGCACCAGCCGGCCCAAGAAGAGGAGCAUGAGGAGGCAGAUCCCAAUCACGCAGAGGAACCUGCGACUGCCGGACAGGGGCAGCACCGGGGACAUUGGACCGCCGUCCACCCCUCCGACACCUCCACCCUGCUCACCACCACCCUAA
This is a messenger RNA of Engraulis encrasicolus (European anchovy), 2126 nucleotides long. RefSeq names its product potassium channel, subfamily K, member 4a (gene kcnk4a). Gene Ontology annotation, cellular component: plasma membrane. Gene Ontology annotation, biological process: stabilization of membrane potential; potassium ion transmembrane transport. The transcript is spliced from 8 exons. Lineage: Eukaryota; Metazoa; Chordata; Actinopteri; Clupeiformes; Engraulidae. Gene Ontology annotation, molecular function: outward rectifier potassium channel activity; potassium ion leak channel activity. Bases 123 to 2126 code for a protein of 667 amino acids. The record is from RefSeq and is a predicted model, not a curated record.